UUGUGACUCGUGCGGAUCCUGUUCCUGAACCAGAUCCUGCUAGAAUUCUCGGAAAAUAUGUUUUUUCGUACCGACCAUCUGAAGAAGAAUAUCGUAUGAGAAAUAGGCCGUUGGAUUUGACUAAUUUUGCUGAUAAUGAAGACUAUGACACAGAACCUUCUGCUAGUCACAGUAGUUAUGGCCACUCAUCUUCAGGUCACUCAACUAAUCCUGGAUUCAUGACAUCCUAUUCUACUUCAACAAGACAUAGGGCGCCCAGUGGUAUAGAUAAUGAAAGUGAUGAAGAUAGUGACGAGAAGGGAAAUUAUGUCAGUAGCAGUUCGGGAUAUUAUAAGAAGAAAUCGAUUAUCCCGAUCCUGCAGUCAUACAGUAUCAUUCACUCGUCAAAAGAACCCUCAUCCACAAACAAGGGUAGGCAAUAUAGCGAUGAAGAUGAGGAUUACGGAAGCAGGUACACAUCACCAAAAGUAAUUCACACCAAGGCGAAGGCCAUCCCCAUUAGCCAACACAUUGAGGUAGAGAAGCCAGUACCUGUACAUUAUGUGAAGAAAAUUCACGUGCCGAUUCCUAAGGGAGUGAAGGUACAUAUUCCACAUCCGGUUUUGGUGCCGGUACCACAGCCGUAUCCUGUUCAUAUUCCUGUAGCGCAACCUGUAGCAGUACCAGUCAUCAGGGAGAUAACCAUACCAAUCGAAAAGAUCGUUCCGUAUCCAGUGGAGAAAAGAGUACCCGUGCCAAUAGAGAAGCCAGUCCCGUAUCCAGUGGAAAAACACGUCCCAGUGCACAUACCCCAGCCAUACCCAGUGAAAGUCCCUGUUAUCAAAACCAUCGUUCACAAGUAUAAGGCACCACGUACCGUUGGUGUUGGAAGUGUCACAUUUUAAAUCAGUAACAUUCC
Molecule: messenger RNA, 898 nt
Organism: Ochlerotatus camptorhynchus
Lineage: Eukaryota; Metazoa; Arthropoda; Insecta; Diptera; Culicidae
Product: titin-like
Exons: 2
Coding region: 96-884 (262 amino acids)
Source: RefSeq, a predicted model, not a curated record